AUGCACCGCCUGACUAAAACAAAGAGUAGACUGCGAGUGGAGCUCGAAGACACAAGAGGAAAGACCGCUUACGCUGAAUAUGAUAUGUUCUCUGUUUCCAGCGAAAGAAACAAAUACAGACUUCGCCUUGGGAUAUAUACCGGUGAGUGCUUUCAAUCUGUGGAUUGGUCUAUUUUAGCCAGAAUAGUUCUUAAAGAUACAACCAAAUUCGAGCGAUUCUGAACCUCAAUUCAUCUCAUCAUCAGAGACUGGAAAAUGUUAGAAGUAAAUUUUCUAACACUCGUCGUUUAGUAGGUUUAUUCUCUUUCUUCACAAAUUGAUACAACGGGGACUAGCUUCUAUCUGAUAGGGAAAACUAGAGUCUCCGCUUAUAAAGGUGACACUGCGGAUGACAUUUCUAAGCCGUCAAUCUUCUUGUGUCGUCAUCGUACCAUAUCAACUAGCGAAUCACGCUUGACUACGUAUUACAGUUCCCACAUACUGAGUAUGCACCUUCGAAUUUUUUACGCAGUUACAAAAUCAAUUUCUACCUUAAUUUUCGUAUCUUUACGGUUGAGAUCGGCCAGAACAGAAACGAGAUCGAUAAUAUAAAAAUUACAAAUAACCUUGGUUCAGAGUAUUAUUUAUACCUAAAAGGGUAUCUUAAGAGAAAAUCACCUUUAAAGAUUGUUACAUAACAACAUCUUGGUCGCAUGAGUUAAAGAAGAAAGGCGCUCACAAGUACCGCCCCCAAAUUGCUUUUGGUUGCGAAACAUGAAGGGUAUCACCUGUUUACACCUUAAAUUACCUCUGGGGACACGAAGGUGUCGAACACGACCUAUUACCAGGGAGAUUUACUCUUCCUGGACUAACAAAUUAACUUAAUUAAGAACAUGGCUUAUCACGAGUUCCAUGUCAACCUCACGAUCACAACGAGGAAAACGUGAUUAAACUCACCAGUAGAACGUGGCCAAACUCACAAGAAGAACGUGACCAAACUCAACCUUUAAGAUAAGACCACCAAGAAGGAGUAAGAAGUAAUCAACCUGCCCUUUUUUAUAAUUUGCAUUAAAUGACUUAAAAUAAUAUAAUAUUUCCAUUCCUUUUUUCAGACACCAAUAUUGUAGAUUAACUAUAAUUGUAAUUUUAUCAUUUAACAAAAAUGCCGAAAGAAUAAAUUUCUAUCCACUGCAAUUUCUAUAGCCUUCCUUUGCUAAUUAUACUGUGAUUCCGUCUCAGGAACUGCAGGUGAUUCUUUGAGCUAUCAUAGAAACAUGGCAUUCUCCACCAAAGAUCGUGACAAUGAUGAUUACUCGAGCAACUGUGCCGCAAAAUAUAAUAGUGCUUGGUGUACAAUACGUGUGUUAGAGCCAACUUAA
Messenger RNA from Pocillopora meandrina, 1358 nucleotides. Lineage: Eukaryota; Metazoa; Cnidaria; Anthozoa; Scleractinia; Pocilloporidae. The record is from the annotation of a GenBank genome assembly.